Molecule: messenger RNA, 7165 nt
Organism: Monopterus albus (swamp eel)
Lineage: Eukaryota; Metazoa; Chordata; Actinopteri; Synbranchiformes; Synbranchidae
Gene: abl1
Product: c-abl oncogene 1, non-receptor tyrosine kinase
Biological process (GO): protein phosphorylation
Molecular function (GO): protein binding; non-membrane spanning protein tyrosine kinase activity; ATP binding
Source: RefSeq, a predicted model, not a curated record
AUUUACGUUCUGAAGGUAUCCUCUGUGUCUCAUUGGAGUUGAAAAUUGUUUUUCUCUGCUCUCCCAGCAUAAAACCUUUGCUUUGAUACUAGCCCACGCACGUACGUGAUGUCACACGUCGUCCCACCCACAUACUUCUGUAAACCACCUUGCAUAUAGAAGUAUGGCGGCCCCAGCGACACAGUUACUAGUCGGCCAAAGUUUAUUGCUCAGAUUUUCACGUGAGAGCGAUGAAUAAGUGCGCGGACAGAGGGUUCGGCAACGAAGAGCUCGGCGACUGUAAACAGGGAAGUACCUGCAGAAAGAGACGUCGGUCUUCGCCCGGCGCAUUUUCCUCGAUUUCUCUUCGCCUCUUUGAUUGAAGUGCCUUUAGUCCGGGUACCACAGGGGAAGAAACUCCGCAAGACGGGAAGAGUGGACACGGAAGUUUGAAACAAACCGUUUACUCUUGCUUUGGAAAGAGCAGUUGUAAAGUAUUGCGCUGUGGUGGCCAGCGAUGCUUUUGUGAGACAUUAAGGUGUAUUUGUCCUACGUUUAUUGCCAGUGCGUUAUCAGCGACUCAGCAAGAGCCAACUGUUGACUGCUCGAUGUGCAUUCCGGGUCUGGCGCUGCAUACCACCAGCUAACGUUAGUUAGCCUCCAUGGCUGCCUUCAACAUGAGCUUGGGGUCGCCAGCUAAUCAGCACUAUCGUCGCUUCUAUGGCCUUAUUCCUGUGAAAUGCCUUUCUUUGACCUCUGAAGUACUCAGGUUCCAUUAAUGCAUGAUAAACAGAGAUAUACUGGAGUAAUACGGAUUUGCAUAGGUGACCCACAUCCCCCAUACUCCAGAAGAGGACAGACUGAACCAGGGAGAGGGGUUCCUGUUUUUUCCCAGUCCCCUCCUGGCGUGAGGGUGAACUAUUGGACAGUUAGCAGCUGAGUCCAGCUUGGAGAGUCCCAGCUGCGGCCUGGCACCCUGCCCUUAUGGGGCAGCAGCCGGGGAAGUUUGUAGGGGACCAGAGGAGACCCAGUCUGCCAGCCUUCAUCAAGGGUGGAAAGAGAGAGUCAUCACGCCAUGGGGCCCAGCCUUGUAAUGUUUUUGCUGUGCACGAAGCCCUCCAGAGACCAGACUUAGAGGGCCAGGGUCUGACAGAAGCGGCCCGCUGGAAUUCCAAAGAGAACUUGUUGGCUGGACCGAGUGAGAAUGACCCCAACCUGUUUGUUGCACUCUAUGAUUUCGUGGCCAGUGGUGACAACACGCUCAGCAUUACCAAAGGAGAGAAGCUGCGUGUGCUGGGUUACAACCACAAUGGCGAGUGGUGUGAGGCGCAGACCAAAAAUGGCCAGGGGUGGGUGCCAUCCAAUUACAUCACCCCAGUCAACAGCCCAGAGAAGCACAGCUGGUAUCAUGGACCCGUGUCACGCAACGCUGCGGAGUACCUGCUCAGCUCAGGCAUCAACGGGAGCUUUCUGGUCCGCGAGAGUGAGAGCAGCCCCGGUCAGAGGUCCAUUUCUCUGCGGUACGAGGGGAGAGUCUACCACUACAGGAUUAACACUGCGUCUGAUGGCAAGCUGUAUGUCUCGUCAGAAAGUCGCUUCAACACACUGGCAGAGCUGGUACACCACCAUUCCACGGUGCCCGACGGCCUUAUUACCACGCUGCACUACCCUGCACCCAAGCGCAACAAGCCCACCAUCUACGGAGUUUCUCCCAACUACGAUAAGUGGGAGAUGGAGCGUACUGACAUUACCAUGAAGCACAAGCUGGGAGGUGGCCAGUAUGGGGAGGUGUACGAGGGUGUUUGGAAGAAGUACAACCUCACUGUGGCUGUCAAGACACUAAAGGAGGAUACAAUGGAAGUGGAGGAGUUUCUCAAAGAGGCUGCUGUUAUGAAAGAGAUCAAACACCCCAACCUGGUACAACUGUUGGGUGUGUGCACACGGGAGCCGCCUUUCUACAUUAUCACAGAGUUCAUGACCCACGGUAACCUACUGGACUACCUGAGGGAGUGCAACAGAGAGGAGGUUAAUGCUGUGGUGCUGCUUCACAUGGCCACACAGAUCUCCUCUGCCAUGGAGUACUUGGAGAAAAAAAACUUUAUACACAGGGACUUGGCUGCUCGCAAUUGUCUGGUCGGGGAGAACCAGCUGGUGAAGGUGGCCGACUUUGGUCUGAGCAGGUUAAUGACAGGAGACACCUACACAGCUCAUGCUGGGGCCAAGUUCCCAAUCAAAUGGACAGCCCCAGAGAGUCUGGCUUACAACAAGUUCUCUAUUAAGUCUGAUGUCUGGGCAUUUGGUGUGCUGCUGUGGGAAAUCGCUACCUACGGCAUGUCUCCAUAUCCAGGCAUUGACCUGUCUCAGGUCUACGAGCUGCUGGAGAAAGACUACCGUAUGGACCGACCAGAGGGCUGCCCUGAGAAGGUCUAUGAGCUCAUGAGGGCCUGUUGGAGGUGGAACCCUUCAGAACGUCCCUCCUUUGCUGAAACACACCAAGCCUUUGAGACCAUGUUUCAGGAGUCUAGCAUCUCUGACGAGGUGGAAAAGGAACUGGGCAAGAAAGGGAAAAAGGCAACCCUAGGCUCCAUCCAGCAGGCUCCAGAGCUGCCCACCAAGACCAGAACCCUCCGCAAAAAUAUGGACAACCGCGAUGGAGAUAGUCUAGACCCCGCGGAGCCAGAGGCAGCUGUAUCAUCACCCAUGCUCCCCAGAAAAGAACGGCCCUUCCUGGACAGCAACCUGAAUGAGGACGACCGCUUGCUACCCAAAGACAAGGACAAGACACGUGCCAGUGGUUUUCUCAGCCUUAUCAAGAAAAAGAAAAAGAAUGCACCAGCUCCACCCAAACGCAGCUCCUCUUUCAGAGAGAUGGACAUCCACCCUGACAGAAGGGUUAAUACUACAGAUCCUCGAGACAGUGACACCUUCAACAAUGGUGCAUCUUUGGCCAUUAAUGAUGCCACACAUGCCCUUGACUCCUCAAAGUUUCUGGUUACUAACAAUAAUGGGACAGGGGGCAUCACCAACGGGGCUCCUACGUACCCUGGACCUUUAUUCCCCAGGAAAAAGGGGAUAGUGCCUGGCCCAGGAUCCAAGGCAGCCACCACACCACCUAGUGAGGAGGAAUCCAUGUCUAACUCGAAGCGUUUUCUCUGGUCUUCUAGCAUGCCCACCAGCUCAGGUGGCACUGAAUGGAAGUCGGUCACACUGCCGCGAGACUUGGGUCAGCGCCAUUUUGACUCAGGCACCUUUGGGGGCAAACCAGCUCUGCCACGCAAGAGAACCAGUGAACAGAAAGGGGAGAAUGCCCCUCGAAUGGGCACCUUGACUCCCCCACCACAUCUGAACACCUCAUCAGAUGUUUCGCCUACCUUCUUAGGCAAAGACACUGAUGCCAGUCCUGGUUCCAGUCCUCAGGUAUUAACACCUAAGGUUGUCAGGAGGCCAGGUGUGUCGGGGCUGGAGAACUCUAAAACAAGCGCUCUCCAUGCUGAGCUUCUUAAGCCCAAUGUGUUCCCAGCUUUGGGAGCAGCUGGAGAUGAGUGCAGGGCCCGCAGGCACAAACACCCUGUGGAAACAGCUCCACCUCCACCACCCACCAAUGCCAAAACAGGCAAGACCUCCCGCACUCAAGAGCUCCCCUCACCCACCACCACAGACAUCAAAGCUAAGGGCCUUCCCUCUGUCUCAGAGCCCCACCACACAGCCACUGCCAGUGACCAGGCCCGCUCACCCAUCAGUGAAGGCUCCAAAAAGCUGCCCCUGGGAUCCUCCUCCAAACCUCAACCACUGAAGACUUCCACCUCCUCUUCUUCAGUGACCACCUCCCUCUCAAGCCCAAGCCUAGGAGCCUUCUCUUCCUCCCUAACCUCCUCAGGUGAUCAGAGCUCGCCCACUGCUUUCAUACCCCUAGUGAACACCCGACGCUCCCUCCGCAAGACUGCACCCCGCCAGGCCACCGAGCGCACCCCCAACUCAGCUGUGACGCGCGAGAUGGUGCUGGAGGGCACUGAGCUACUCCGCGCAGCCAUUUGCCGCAACUCUGAGCAGACGGGUAGUCACAGUGCUGUGCUGGAAGCUGGCAAGAACCUGUCAAAGUAUUGCAUGAGCUAUGUCGACUCCAUUCAGCAGAUGCGGAACAAGUUUGCCUUCCGUGAGGCCAUCAACAAGCUUGAGAACAGCCUGCGUGAGCUGCAGAUCUGUCCUACCGCCACAGGGGGUGCUAGUGCACAGCAGGACUUCAGCAAGUUGCUUUCUUCUGUCAAAGAGAUCAGUGACAUUGUUCAGAGGUAGCGCACUACAAAAUAUUACAAUGCCAAUACACAAAACAAAUACUGUACCUUACACUACCCUUUUUUUUUUUUUUUGGCGAAUGUGCAUGAACCGUGGUCUAUACUAAGCUUAUGAUGGAGAGCUGACGGUAAAGACUGCUAGAGCGCAGCAGCAGUGUAGGUUCACACUACAACACACUCGGAAACACUUAAGCCUGUGGUUAUUGGAAUUUAAGGAAUCUAUCUAGAUGGUGUCAGAGUUUUCAAUAUUAAAAAGCCUCAACUAUGAUUGAAGUCUCUCUAGGCCUUAACAAGAGGCUAGGGGCCACGUAUUUCUCAACAUGACUUUUCACCAAUCAUUUUUGAAAUGAUCAUGUCUUAUGUGUUUUGGUUGCUUUUUUCCCCCUUCAUUGAUGAGACUAGUAGAAAAAAAGGCACUGUUUGUGUGUUUCAUUUUCCACUUGAUGACAAUGAGCAAGAACAAAACACUUAACCUCAUAUUCUUGUAGGAUGCCUUCUAACACUUAAAUGACAUAGUUUCAAUUGUCACCGGUAAGAAUUAGGGAGGUUCUAGAAUCGUUUCCAACCUGAUGCCUCUGCCCUUUUUCACUGCUUUGUACCUCAUCAUCAAUUAAUGGCUGUGUGCUGACUGAUGAAAAUGUUCAGUGUUUUGUAUGAAUGCUUUUUUUUUUUUUUUUUUGCAGUAUUUGCAACCAUGUGUCAAAAUAAUGGGAACAAGCAAAUGAGGCAGGGUGAGCCUCCAGCCUUCACCUUUUUACUUCACUGCACACUUUGGUAACAAAUAGUGCCUUAAAAUCUAUUGGCAGAGCUGUUUAAAACUUGCCACUCUACAAGAGAUACAGCUUUGGCUGAAUUUUGCCAAGUGGCAGUGAAUAACUGUUGUGAUUUGUCAUUGUUUGCCAUACCAAAAAAAAAAAACACCUUUGACUCCAGUUUGUAUCUGCCUAUUGUUGUUGUCCUUAGACCAGAUAUUUUUAAAUAUAAGUUUGAAUUAACUCUGCUCUACAUGCCAGUCACCAAAGCCAUCAGUAGCAGCAUGCUGUUUGAGCUGUAAAGAGGGAUAAUGGACUGAAACUGUUUCUUGGACCACUGACGGGGCCUCUUUGCCUGAGAGAAUUACCUUUGAUGGAGAGUUUGUUAGAUGGUCUAAAUGCUGUUUCAGGGGCCUUUCUACCCCAGUAAAAAAUAUUUUCUGGGGGAAACACUGGACUGAAAUGUUUAUUGAUCUGUCACUUGCUGUCUUACAAAAGGUUUAAGCAAGAACCGGACCAUUGGAGUCUCAAGAACCCAUGAAAUUCCACUGUAAAAUUGUACAUUUCUUUAGUCUUUUCUGUAUCUGACAUUUUCAGUAUUUGUGCUGUAGUUUUCUCACCCUAUGUGCCCUGUCUGACUGCGAUGCCUGGGGAUACAAGUCAACUAUAAGCUGCUUUGACUUCAAUAUGGUACUGUCAGUUUUGGCUUUUUUUUUUAUAUUCCUUUCCUUACCAGCCAUACCACUAUUCUACUUUUGUGUCUAAGCCUUUUCACCAAAUUUGGAAACAAACCCUGCUUUCCUUUGUAAAUAUCUUUUCUUUUUCCUAUUUGUUCUUCCCUCUCAGUGCAAUUUUUGUUGCAAUAAAAGACAAACAGUCGUGCUACUUGAAAUACAGGGUCUCUAGUGUUCUUGCCACCUGUAAUCUGCUCUAUUUGGUCUAGACAGUUGCCGUAAUUAAUACUAAACCUAAACCACUUUCUCCAUUUGAAUCUCAGAUGUUUAUCAAAGCCUGUUGCUUUGACAUUAAACAAGACAAACAGCAACAGGUUAUGUAUAAUUUAUUUUUGUCUAGAGUAUUUUGUCAUUAAAAUCAAAAUGUCAACAUUUUAAAAUCAUAUACACGCAAGAACGCAUUUAAAUGUUAGCACAGCUCCUUAAAAAUUUAUACAUAUGUACUUUUUAUUGUACUUGUAGACAGACAAAAGCAGGAAGUGGUCAAUUACGACUGCGAAGAGGUGGGACAGGAAAAAACCCAGCCCACCAACUUCCCACAAUAGCAAACCAAUCCCCACUCCCAAAAAGUUAAGACAGCGAUGCAGCCCCCCCCCCAUGUGGAGAAGCUAUGAUAGGAUGAAAAAAAAUAUAUAUAAACAAAAGUGCCCCAUUUUCUGCUCCACACAGAAAUGAAAGCAAUUAAAGUUGACAAAUAUUUGUUUGCACAUCAUCUCAAUCCACUUCCUCGUCCCUCAACCAAGUGGCAAGUUCAGUAGUGUCCAGAUGGGGUGGUUGGGGGUGGGGACGGUGUUUGUGUCUGUCCUUUACAUACAUUUAUUAAUAGAAACUAUGUUACAGAAUUUCCCCAAGCAUGAAUUACAGGCAACCCACUAGCACAUCAACUGUACAGGUCUUGGCAGAGCCAGCAAAUAAGUGUCUAAAACCCAAGUAGUAAGAUCAUCACCAACAGCUAAGAAGCAAUAUAUACAGCUGUCCAGUCAGGGUAUCGCUAUGGUACAGAAAAAUUAUACUUAAAAUAAAAAACAAUUGGAUUUGACAAUGUUAUGUUUUGGAAGUGAGAGCCAUGCUGCUUGGUGUUGUCAUACAAGACAGAGGAACAACUGCCCAAAUGAACAGAGCUUUUCACUGCAGCUUCACAUGAGAUAAAAGGAGUGCUGACCGUUUGUACAUCUGAAAAGUCCAACAGUAGUGUGAAGAGUAAGUGCAACAACACAAAGAUUAAAGAGAAAACAAUUACAAUAAGGCAAGAAACAAUGACAUAAAUGCUAAAGAAUCUGUUUAUAUGAGCCAGGGGAGAGAGUUCUGGGGUCAGAUCGGUGAGGAGGAGACGACUAGGUGCAAAAAAAACAAUGUGAAUCUUUUUGGGGGGUGGGGUAGGAGGGUUAAAGUGUCAAAAAAAAAAAAA